Dibothriocephalus latus is the source of this 561-nucleotide messenger RNA. The record is from the annotation of a GenBank genome assembly. NCBI's taxonomy places the organism in Eukaryota, Metazoa, Platyhelminthes, Cestoda, Diphyllobothriidea, Diphyllobothriidae.
GGGAACUGGGACAUUACCUUCCUGCUGAACCGCAAUUUCGGCUUAACUUCCAUCAACUCGGACUUCGACUUCCCAAUAGCCAUCACACCGCCCAAGGAUGAUCAACUGUACUCUGUGCCGGCGCAGAAGCUAUUUCCAGAUAUGCAGUUGCCAAAUGAACCCUUUUUCAUUCAGCUGAACUUCCAACCAAACAUUUCCUUCAAUGACUACUACUUCCUGGCUAUUCGCGAUCCGGAUACAGUCCUGCGCUUUGGUGUCGCGCUCUUGAAGAGGGACACCUAUCGACUCAGCUUGCGCUAUCGGACACUGGAGGAUACUGAGGAGAAAGUUCUUGAAAUACCAAUCCCCAAGUCCACGACAAACUGGCGAAUCGGAAUUCUGAUCAGGGAGAACAGCAUUAACAUCUACACAUCCUGCGCAGCAACACAACCAAUUGCUUUUCACGUGGAGGAGAAUGUGCGUCUUUUAGGACAACCCCUCUUCCGAGCUGGGGCAUCUGCAUUCCUCCUGAACAGUGGCCUCAAGAAAGUGCCUGCCUACUUCCAAGUAAGCGCCCAAUAA